Molecule: messenger RNA, 4449 nt
Organism: Fusarium subglutinans
Lineage: Eukaryota; Fungi; Ascomycota; Sordariomycetes; Hypocreales; Nectriaceae
Product: ABC1 transport
Exons: 10
Coding region: 1-4449 (1482 amino acids)
Biological process (GO): transmembrane transport
Cellular component (GO): membrane
Molecular function (GO): ATP hydrolysis activity; ABC-type transporter activity; ATP binding
Source: RefSeq, a predicted model, not a curated record
AUGUCAACACCACUCUCGAGGACACUGUCCUCUCACAGCAAACACGACGACCGACACUCCGACUCAACAGCCGAUACACCAACUGAACAACCUCAGCAUGAUAUCACCCAACAGAUCAGCCAUCUCGCCCGUCAACUGUCCCGCGUGUCUACAACAGCCGGCACCGAACUUCACGCCUUCUCACCCCAGCCCGGCACAAAGCUAGACCCCAACUCACCAACCUUUGAUCCAAGAGCUUGGGUAAAAGCUUUUGUGAGACUAGUCGAGUCUGACGCUGGAGCAGCGCCGCCGCGAAGUUUAGGCGUGGCGUUUAAGAACUUGAAUGUUUACGGCUGGGGUACUGGGGCGGAACAUCAGAAGACUCUUGUUGAUUAUCCUAUUGAUGUUGUCAAGUAUCUUGCUGGUUUGGUGGGCGGCGUGAAGAAGAGAAGGGUUGAUAUUCUGAGAGACUUUGAAGGUGUUGUUGAAGAGGGGGAGUUGCUACUUGUCCUUGGACCGCCGGGUUCAGGAUGUUCAACGCUUUUGAAGACUAUUGCCGGUGAGACAGCUGGUCUCGAAGUCGGACCUGAUUCCUACAUGAACUUCCGAGGUAUCGACGAGAAGAGCAUCCGUCGUUCAUUCCGUGGCGACGUCCUCUACAACGCCGAAAUCGACUGCCAUCUCGCCCAUCUCACCGUCGGCGAGACCCUCUCCUUCGCCUCAUCCGCCCACUCACCGCGACACGUCCCCGGCGGUGUAACUCGCUCUCAAGCCGACACCAUGAUGCGCGAUGUCAUGAUGGCCAUCUUUGGCAUAAGCCACACAGUCGACACUCGCGUCGGUAGCGAUUUCGUGCGUGGUGUGAGCGGUGGUGAGCGGAAGCGCGUUAGUAUCGCUGAGGCUGCGCUUACAGGGGCGAAGUUGCAGUGCUGGGAUAACACGACAAGAGGACUGGACAGUGGGAAUGCGAUUAACUUUUGUAGGAAUCUGAGAUUGCAGGCUGAUCUGGUUGGUGUUGCUGCGGCGGUGGCGAUUUAUCAGGCGCCGCAGUCUGCAUACGAUUUGUUUGAUCGUGUUACGGUGUUGUAUGAAGGCCAUCAGAUCUUCUUUGGCCGCAUCAACGAAGCGAAGCAGUACUUUGAGAACCUCGGCUUCGAGUGUACGACCCCUACUCCUCCCCGUAUCUCAAGCCUAGCUGACCAUCAAGGCCCCGAUCGUCAAACAACGCCCGACUUCCUCACUUCAAUGACCUCCCCCCAAGAACGCCGCGUAAAACCCGCCUUCAUCUCCACCGCGCCCCGAACCCCCCAAGAAUUCGCCUCCCGCUGGCUAUCCAGCCCCCAGCGCAAAGCCCUCCUCCACGAAAUAACCGCCUACGAAGCAAACCACCCUCCCUCCCAACGUCUCGAAGAAUACAAAUCCUCGCGCCGCGCCGAACAGUUCAAGAACCAGCGCGCCAAGUCUCCUUAUACCAUCUCGUACGCUGCACAGGUGAAACUUACCCUUUGGAGAGGAUGGAGGCGGCUGUUGGCUGAUCCGGGGUUUACGAUUGCGAGUUUGGUGUUUAACCUUAUUAUGGCGGUUGUUUUGGGGACGAUGUUUUAUGAUUUGAAGGAUGAUAGUUCGAGUUUUUACUAUCGUGGGGGAUUGAUCUUUUUUGCGUUGUUGUUUAAUGCUUUUGCGAGUCAGCUUGAGGUCCUCACUGUCUAUGCUGAACGGCCUGUUGUUGAGAAGCAUAACCGCUAUGCGUUCUACCAUCAAUCAGCCCAGGCCAUCGCAAGUUACAUCAUCGACCUCCCCUACAAAACCGUCAACAUGAUCAUCUUCAACUUGCUCAUCUACUUCAUGGCCCAUCUCCGCCGCGACGCAGGCCACUUCUUCUUCUUCUGUCUUACCUCGUACCUCACCACGCUCGUCAUGUCGUGUAUCUACCGCACCCUCGCAUGCGUCACCCGCACGACCCAUCAAGCCAUGAUUCCCGUGUCGAUUCUGAGUCUGGGACUUAUGAUUUACACGGGCUUCACUAUGCCGACGGAUUACAUGCUUGGAUGGUCGAGAUGGAUGAACUACAUCAAUCCUCUGGCUUAUGCCUUUGAGGCGUUGAUGGCGAGUGAGUUCCAUAAUCGGAAGUUUGCCUGUGCGGGUAUGGUUCCUCAGGGGCCGGGGUAUGAUGACCUUCCCGCCGAUUCUCGUAUUUGCUCUGUUGUUGGUGCCGAGCCUGGAUCGUCCGUGGUCGAUGGCGAUAGGUAUAUUAACAUGUCCUUCAAGUACUACAACUCCAACAAAUGGCGCAACAUCGGUAUCCUUCUUGGCUUCCUCUUCGGCUUCCUCAUCCUGUACAUUAUCGCAGCGGAGCACGCCAAGCCUCCCAGGAACAAGGGCGAGGUUCUGGUCUUCCGCAAGGGCCGUAUGCCUUCCAACUUUGAGAAGGACCACGGCGAUAUCGAGACUCAAGCGACUGAUCGACCUGUCGUCGCUGAAAAGGCCAACAACAACCCUUCCAGCGGACUCACUGCUGGUGCUUCUGUGUUUCACUGGGAAGAUCUCUGCUACGAUAUCCAGAUCAAGGGUAAGGACCGCCGAUUACUGGAUCACGUUGACGGAUGGGUCAAGCCCGGCAAAUCAACAGCUUUGAUGGGCGUGUCUGGUGCUGGCAAAACAACCCUUCUCGACGUCCUAGCAACCCGCGUAACAAUGGGCAUCGUAUCCGGAAACACCCACAUCGACGGCCUCGCAACCGACUCCUCCUUCCAACACCGCGUCGGCUACGUCCAGCAACAGGACCUCCACCUCACAACAAUGACGGUCCGCGAAGCCCUCGAGUUCAGCGCCCUCCUCCGCCAAUCCGCCGAGAUCUCCCGUGCUGAGAAACUCGCCUAUGUAGAGCACGUCAUCGACAUGUUGGACAUGCAGGAGUUUUCAGAUGCUGUCAUCGGAACGCCGGGCGAGGGGUUGAACGUUGAGCAGAGGAAGAGAUUAACGAUUGGUGUUGAGUUAGCGGCGAGACCGCAGUUGUUGGUGUUUUUGGAUGAGCCGACUAGUGGAUUGGAUUCACAGACUAGUUGGGCGAUUUGCGAUCUUAUUGAGAAGCUUACGGCUAGUGGACAAGCGGUUUUGUGUACGAUCCAUCAGCCUUCUGCGAUGUUGUUCCAGAGAUUCGACCGCCUGUUACUCCUCGCACCCGGUGGAAAGACAGUUUACUUCGGCGAUCUCGGCGAGCAAUGCCAAACCCUUCUCAACUACUUCGAACGUAACGGCGCACCCCCUUGUCCAGAAGACGCCAACCCCGCAGAGUACAUGCUCGAGAUCAUCAAGCCCUCCAACGAUGAAGAAGCCGAGAAGAUCGACUGGCACCAGAUCUGGAGAGAUUCACCCGAGUUCCAAGAAGUCAAGCAGGAGCUUUCACGUCUUAACUCUCUACCUGCUACACGAGGAUCAGCCGCAACUGCCUUGGAGAACGGUGAUGCGUCGCAGCAUAAGGAGUUUGUGGCGUCGUUCUCGACGCAGUUUCGGGAGGUGUUGAUCAGGACUUGGAAGCAUUUCUGGAGAUCGCCUACUUAUAUCUGGUCCAAGAUCGCACUGAUCGUUUUAUCGUCACUUUAUAUCGGAUUCACGUUUGAAGCCAAGAACACCAUCCAGGGCUUGCAGAACCAGCUUUACGCCAUCUUUAUGUACAUGGUUCUCUUCCAGAGUCUCAGCGAUCAGAUCAUGCCCAUGUUUCUACCUCAGCGCGACCUAUACGAAGUCCGCGAGCGACCUUCCAAGAUCUACCGCUGGAACACCUACAUCUUGUCCAACAUCAUCGUAGAAGCAGCUUGGAACACCUUGAUGGCUGUCCUCAUCUACUUCACCUGGUACUACCCCGUCGGCUUCGUCCGCAACACUACAUCCGACGACCAAGCCAUCCGAGGCUUCCUUGUCUUCUUGUACCUCUGGAUGUUCAUGCUCUUCACCAGCACUUUCUCCCACGCAGCCAUCGUUUGUAUCGCCACCGCCGAAGAAGCUGGUGUCAUCGCGACUUUGCUGUGGAUGCUUUCCAUCUCGUUCUGCGGUGUUGGCGUCGCUUACAAGGACAUCCCCAAGUUCUGGACCUUCAUGUAUCGUGUCUCUCCAGCGACUUACAUCGUCGGCGGUAUCAUGUCAACUUGUGUCUGGGGCUCCAACGUCAAGUGUGCAGACAAUGAGGUUCUGCAGAUGGCUGUUCCUGGCAACAUGACCUGCGGCGACUACAUGGGCCCUUUCAUCAAGGCAGCUGGUGGUUAUCUUCUUGAUCGCUCAUCCACUGAUGUCUGCAAGUACUGCUCGCUUGCUACGACGGAUGAGUUUCUGCAUCGGUUCAACAUUAACUAUGAUGAUCGAUGGUGGCACUUUGGACUUCUUUGGGUGUACAUUUUUGUUAACUGUGUUGGUGCCUUGGGUUUCUACUGGUUGUUCAGGGUGCCGAGGGGAAGUGGUGUUAAGAGGGCUUAA